This is a messenger RNA of Trichoderma aggressivum f. europaeum, 717 nucleotides long. RefSeq lists its product as uncharacterized. NCBI's taxonomy places the organism in Eukaryota, Fungi, Ascomycota, Sordariomycetes, Hypocreales, Hypocreaceae. Gene Ontology annotation, biological process: cytokinin biosynthetic process. The coding region runs from base 1 to 717 and encodes 238 amino acids. The transcript has 2 exons. Gene Ontology annotation, cellular component: cytosol. Gene Ontology annotation, molecular function: hydrolase activity, hydrolyzing N-glycosyl compounds. The record is from RefSeq and is a predicted model, not a curated record.
AUGACUGCUGAUAGCACCGUUACCGGCCAGAAUGGCGCCUCCAACGGCGCUUCCAACGGCACUCCUCGCACCAAGAUUUGCGUGUUCUGUGGUUCAAGCGCAGGAAACGACCCUGAACAUGUCGAGACCGCGCGAGAGCUCGCCAGAGUAAUGGCCGAGAACGACAUUGACCUUGUCUACGGAGGCGGCACCGUCGGCCUCAUGGGCGAAGUCGCAAAGACGCUGUGCGAACUCAAGGGCCCCGACGCCAUCCACGGCAUCAUCCCCGAGGCCCUCGUCAAGUACGAGCGCGACGGCACCUACCAGACCAUCAACACCGACAACCAAUACGUGCCCACCGAGUCCACCUACGGCCGCACCACCGUCGUCAAGGACAUGCACACGCGCAAGAAGCUCAUGGCCGAGGAGGUCUUCAACGGCGGGCCCGGCAGCGGCUUCAUCGCCCUCAGCGGCGGCUACGGCACCGUCGAGGAGCUCUUCGAGGUCGUCACCUGGAACCAGCUGGGCAUCCACAAGCGCGGCAUCUGCAUGCUCAACAUCAACGGCUACUGGGACGGCAUCGUCCAGUGGGUCGACAAGGCCGUCGAGCAGGGCUUCGUCAAGCUGCCCAACAAGGACAUCCUCGUCACCGCGACCACCGCCGAGGACGCCAUCCUGGCCCUGAUGAACUACCAGGGUUCCGAGGGUACUUUCAAGCUGGAAUGGGGAACGCAAUAG